Molecule: messenger RNA, 2107 nt
Organism: Eubalaena glacialis (North Atlantic right whale)
Lineage: Eukaryota; Metazoa; Chordata; Mammalia; Artiodactyla; Balaenidae
Gene: ZNF793
Product: zinc finger protein 793
Exons: 7
Coding region: 460-1683 (407 amino acids)
Biological process (GO): negative regulation of transcription by RNA polymerase II
Molecular function (GO): DNA-binding transcription repressor activity, RNA polymerase II-specific
Source: RefSeq, a predicted model, not a curated record
CAGAAUCCUGUUCUCUGGAAGGUUGCCAGGUGGCGGCCGACAGCCUCAAAGAUGCGACUGAGUCUGCGCACGGCCACUUCGGAUGGGAAAUGCUCAUUCCGUGGAGAGGCGGCGUGGUGCGGCAGUUUCAGGUUACGGGCGCGGAUGCGGGGAAAAUGGGAAAGGUUCUUUCUGGAAAAUGUAAUGACAUGUCCAUCUGUGACAGCAUCCCAAGAGUCAGCCUGGUUUCUGGAAAUCUAUUCUGACUCCAUGGCAGCUAGGAUGGAUGUAACUUUGCCUGUGGUUAGAAAACAAAGGGUUUACUGAGUUUCCUGAGUGCCCUGUACACUUUUGGGUCCCACCACCUCGCUGGACAGCAGGGCUCUCCUUGGGUCCCACAGGACCUUGGGCACGUCUACAGAAGGCCCUGUCAGCAACUGCAGCUGAGGGCCGCAGAUCUUUUUCCAAGAACAACAGAAAAUGAUCGAGUACCAGCAGAGACCUGUGUCAUUCAAGGAUGUGGCAGUGGGCUUCACUCAAGAGGAGUGGCACAGGCUGAAUCCUGCUCAGAGGGCCCUAUACCGGGAUGUGAUGCUGGAGACCUACAGCAACCUCGUCUCAGUGGGUUAUGAAGACACCAAACCAUAUGUGAUCCUCAGGCUGGAGCAGGAAGAAGCACCAUGGAUUUGUGAGGCGUCAUGCUCAGGCUGCCACUUUCGGGAAAACAUUUGGCAAGGUAACGUCCAGAAGAAGAGACAGCAAGACAUGCUUUUGAGGCAAGGUACAUUCAUCAGCAAGAAAACGUUGCCCAAGGAAAGAAGCCAUGAAUGUAAUAAGUUUGGGAAAAUAUCACAUCUGAGCACUGAUCUUUUUCCUUCAAUUCAAAACCCUAUUAACUGGGACUCUUGUGGAAAGAGUGUGAACCAUAAUUUAGACUUGAAUGGUUUUAAGAGAAACUAUUCAAAAAAGCAAGAUGAGUGCUAUGGAUGUGGGAAAUUAUUACAACAUACAAAGCAUGAUAGAAGACCUAAUGGAGAAAAAUUCUGGGAAUGCAGUCACUGUGAGAAAGCUUUCAGCCAUAACCCAGCACUUACGUAUAAACCAGCAGUAACCAAUUCUCUUGUGUACAAACGGAAGAGGGUUCCACCUACAGAGAAACCCCAUGUCUGUACUGAGUGUGGGAAAGCCUUCUGCUACAAGUCUGAAUUCAUUAGGCAUCAAAGAAGUCACACUGGGGAGAAGCCAUAUGGAUGCACUGACUGUGGAAAAGCCUUUUCACAUAAGUCAACCCUCAUUAAGCACCAGAGAAUACACACUGGGAUAAGACCCUUUGAGUGUUUUUUUUGUGGGAAAGCCUUCACCCAGAAGUCACACCGCAGAGAACAUCAGAGGACACAUACAGGAGAGAGACCCUUUGUGUGCAAUGAAUGUGGGAAGUCAUUUGGUGAGAAGUCAUACCUCAAUGUACAUCGAAAAAUACACACAGGAGAAAGACCCUAUCGUUGCAGAGAAUGUGGAAAAUCCUUCAGUCAAAAGUCAUGCCUCAAUAAACAUUGGAGAACUCAUACCGGAGAAAAACCCUAUGGAUGCGACGAAUGUGGCAAAGCUUUCUACCAGAAGCCAAACCUCAGCAGACAUCAGAAAGUUCAUGCUAGGAAGAACGCUUACAGGAAUGAAAACCUAAAAAUUGUAGGAAAGCCUUGAACAAGAUAUCCUGUUUCAUUAUAUGUGGAGGAAUUCAUCCUUAGGAGAAAUCUCAUUGAUCUAAUGACCAAGUGUUUUAUCAUAAGGCAAGUCAUGCUCCAAUUGUGACAGAAAAUUUUAUACUAAAGAUUAUAGAAAAUAUUUUAUAAAACAUAAACCUGUUCAUUCUGGCUUAUGAAAGUUUAAAUGAUAACAGAAUACAAAAUAUAUGUGAAGAAAAUUAGAGGUAUAUUAUGGUAUGUCCCACAGUGAGCCACAUAAUAAGCACUACUUAUAUUUUAGAAUUAUAAAUGUGAAUUUAAUAAAUUAUGAAUAUCAAGCACAUAUGUAGAAUGCCAUUCACCAAACUUUUUCACUCUAAAUAUCACCAUUGUCUUUUGGUGUCUAACAAUACAAACAACAACAACAAUAAUAAUAAUAAUAA